AUGUUCAACGCUGUACUACGGGGAGCAGUUGCGUCUUUAUGUGAUUACAAAUACCGUUGUCGCACAGAGUAUUCAUAUGUCGCCGGAAUAGCCACAUUUAUUAAAAAUAAACUCAGAGACGGCAUUUUCACGAUCAAGUCUCCGCCAGCGCUGAAAUGUGUGGCAAUAAAACUGAUGAGUCGUCAGUUAGCGCUGCCUGCUUGCAGUGCUAGAGACGUAAAAGCAGGGGAAAAAAGUCAACCAGCACGGACCCUAGCCAUUAACUUUCACUUCCACAUAUCACUUUUUUAG
This is a messenger RNA of Peronospora belbahrii, 291 nucleotides long. NCBI's taxonomy places the organism in Eukaryota, Oomycota, Peronosporomycetes, Peronosporales, Peronosporaceae. The record is from the annotation of a GenBank genome assembly.